CGCACCAGAACGGCUGGAUCGUUCUGAGACUGCGGCCCCCGGGCGCGGCGGCGUCAAGAUGGCGGCUGCGGCGGUGGCGGCCGCGGCAGCCGCAGCUGCGGCUGCAUCUCUGCAGGUGCUGGAGAUGGAGAGCAUGGAGACGGCCGCCGGCGGCUCAGCGGGACUGGCUGCCGAAGUCAGAGGCAGCGGCACGGUAGACUUCGGGUCCGGGCCCGGCUUAUCUGCCUUGGAGGCGAGCGGGGGCGAUCCGGGCCCGGAGGCCGAGGAUUUCGAGUGCAGCUCUCACUGCUCGGAGCUGUCGUGGAGGCAGAACGAGCAGCGGCGCCAGGGCCUCUUCUGCGACAUUACGCUGUGCUUUGGUGGUGCCGGAGGCCGCGAGUUUCGGGCCCACCGCUCGGUGCUGGCCGCCGCCACUGAGUACUUCACGCCCCUGCUCUCGGGCCAGUUCUCCGAGUCCCGCUCGGGCCGGGUGGAGAUGCGCAAGUGGAGCUCGGAGCCCGGGCCCGAACCCGACACGGUGGAAGCCGUUAUCGAAUACAUGUACACCGGGCGCAUCCGCGUUAGCACGGGCAGUGUGCACGAGGUGCUGGAGUUGGCGGACAGGUUCCUAUUAAUUCGUUUAAAAGAAUUCUGUGGAGAAUUUCUCAAGAAAAAACUUCAUCUCUCUAAUUGUGUGGCCAUUCAUAGCUUAGCUCACAUGUAUACCCUGAGCCAGCUCGCUCUAAAAGCUGCCGAUAUGAUACGGAGAAAUUUCCACAAAGUAAUUCAGGAUGAGGAGUUUUAUACUUUACCUUUCCAUCUCAUUCGAGACUGGCUGUCGGACUUGGAAAUUACAGUCGAUUCGGAAGAGGUUCUCUUUGAAACGGUUCUGAAGUGGGUUCAGAGAAAUGCUGAAGAGAGAGAGAGGUACUUUGAAGAACUUUUCAAAUUGCUCAGAUUGUCUCAGAUGAAACCCACUUACCUUACUCGGCAUGUCAAACCAGAGAGGCUGGUGGCGAAUAACGAAGUUUGCGUCAAGUUAGUGGCCGAUGCUGUGGAGAGACACGCCCUGAGAGCCGAGAACAUACAGUCUGGCACGUUCCAGCAUCCCGCUUCUCAUGUUUCAUUAUUACCUCGCUAUGGGCAAAACAUGGAUGUGAUCAUGGUUAUUGGAGGCGUGUCAGAAGGGGGGGACUAUUUAAGUGAAUGUGUGGGAUAUUUUGUCGAUGAGGACAGAUGGGUAAACCUGCCUCAUAUUCAUAAUCACCUGGAUGGACAUGCUGUGGCAGUAACAGAAUCCUAUGUAUAUGUUGCUGGAUCCAUGGAGCCAGGGUUUGCUAAGACUGUGGAAAGAUAUAACCCAAACUUGAAUACGUGGGAACAUGUUUGUAGUCUAAUGACAAGGAAGCAUUCUUUUGGGCUAACAGAAGUCAAAGGGAAACUCUACAGCAUUGGAGGACACGGCAACUUUAGUCCUGGCUUUAAAGAUGUAACUGUGUAUAAUCCCGAGCUUGAUAAAUGGCACAACUUGGAAUCAGCACCAAAGAUUCUCCGAGAUGUCAAAGCACUAGCCAUUGAAGACCGGUUUGUGUACAUCGCCGCCCGCACGCCUGUGGACCGGGACACCGAAGAUGGGUUAAAGGCUGUCAUUACUUGCUAUGAUACAGAGACUCGACAGUGGCAAGAUGUGGAAUCAUUGCCACUUAUUGACAAUUACUGCUUUUUCCAAAUGUCUGUGGUUCAUUCAAACUUCUAUCAGACAGCAUCAUGCUGUCCCAAGAGUUAUUCUCUAGAAAAUGAAGAGGCAGUAAGAAAAAUCGCCAGCCAAGUUUCCGAUGAGAUCCUUGAAAGCUUACCUCCAGAAGUACUCAGCAUCGAAGGAGCAGCCAUUUGCUAUUACAAAGAUGACGUUUUCAUUAUUGGAGGCUGGAAAAACAGUGAUGAUAUUGAUAAGCAGUAUCGGAAAGAAGCCUACCGAUACUGUGCUGAGAGAAAGAGGUGGAUGCUCCUUCCUCCCAUGCCACAGCCUCGUUGCAGAGCCACUGCUUGUCAUGUGAGAAUCCCAUACCGGUACUUGCAUGGCACACAGAGAUACCCUAUGCCUCAGAACUUAAUGUGGCAGAAGGACCGGAUCAGACAGAUGCAAGAAAUACAUCGGCAUGCCCUAAACAUGCGGCGAGUGCCAAGCUCUCAGAUUGAAUGCUAGGUUCUCUACUGCGUGCAGCUUAAAACAGUUAUACCUGUUUCUUGAGGCUGAAGACAUCCAGACUGUUACUUGAAAAAGUAUGUCGAUAACUUAUUUUCUACCUGAAUGGAUGAUGGCCCCAUAGAAAGGAAAUAUAGUUAAAAAACUGCAGACUGGGAAACUCAGUUCAAAAUGUGGUAAUAUUUUGUUAGCGUGCUGUCUUUUCCUGUCUUUGGUUUCUGUGUAUGUGCCAGCUAAGUAAGAUCUUUUUAAAGACAAGUGGGAAAACCAGGUGGUUACUUGGCUGUUUUUCUGCCAAGAAGUUAUAACUCCUUUGUCUUAGGGACAUGUUUUGAACAUGCUUUGAGCACCAAUUUUAUUUGCACAUUUAUUUUGAUACUCCUUUUCAUUUUUUCCUGAAUGGUUGGUUUUGAAAAGAUCAGAACUUAACACAUAGCCUUUCUCUGCAGGAGGUAUGUGCAAUAGACUGAAAUUUGAAGGAAAAAGCACAAUAUUUCAGCAAGAUGAUUUCAGAAUGUUUGCAUUGGUAUUUUGUUGUUUAUCUAGAAAUACUGUUUUGUUUCUUUCUAAAAAAAAGAUCACUGAUGAGAAAUUUGUGAUUGGAGCAUGCAUAUUUUGAAUAUUUUUCAUUUCUUUAGCAACCGACUUAAUGACUUCAAGCCAUUGCUCUGAGAUGAUGGUAGUUGGCGAGAGUAUUGAUCUUUAGCUGAUUGGCUAAACACAGAGGACGUUACAUAUGCAUGAAAUUUGUUUCUCUAAGAAGAGAAGUAUUAUUAAUAUAGACCGAGACAUCAAAGGCAUUACAAAAUUUAAAACACACUUUUUUCCUGGAGUUGCAGGCUUGAGGAUAAGUGAAUCAGUUUAAAUAAUGCCUAUGACAAUCGACACUCGAUGCCUUCAGUUUUAAAUUUUGCUCUAAUGCAUAUUGUGUAGAAUCAUCCUCAUUCUUUUCUAAAAGACACUUUUCUCAAAAUGGGAAGAAAAUAGCAAUUUAGAGAAAUGUUGCUAAAGAGAAGCUGUAUUACUUCUCAGCCGAUUGUUAUAAUGUCUCACCCAGUUGCCCUGGACUUUAAUUGCACCUCUACCUGAGCCAGGAAUACCGAAUUUAAGUGCAGAAUUCUGGCUCUUAAAAGGCUGUAGUUAUCUUUUAUUUAUUUUUAUGUAUUCUUCUGAUUCUCUUCCACACUCCCAAGCUUUAUAGAAAUUAGCACUCAGGUUGACUCUUUUAGCACUCAGUUAACUCAUGUUCCUACUGUUUGCAAUGUGGGUCCAGUAUAUUUUCUUUGUUUUUUUCAGACUAUUUUUACUUUAUUAGACGUUCCAGAAUACUAUUCUAGAAGUUGACUUCUAAGUGCAGUGAUUUGUUUUUUCCUAGUCCAUUAUUAGUUGUAUCUUCCUUAUUAGUUGUAUUAAACAUCAAAAGAAAAAAGUACAACUAGAAAUUUUGGCUGUCAAUUUGCUGCAAGACUAUUAAUGUUUAGACCUUGGACUCUAUACUAAGAACUUCCCUAAAAUUUCUAAAUUGGCAUCCCUGCCUAGGACAAAGAUUUUCAAUAAAUGUUGGAAAUCUGCUUUAAAACUAUCUUAGACUGGGGUGGGGGUAGGAAACUGUAAGUCAUAUUUCUAUAUGAGGACAUAUUAUCUUAUCCCACCUCUACCAUUUUCUCAAUUUCCAUGUAUUUGUAGUUAUUUUAAUAAAAGCCAUUGGAUUCUGAGAAGUGCUAAUUCUUAGCUGUGAGAGGUCUAUGCAAGUAAGACAGAAAAAAAGCUCAUUGAAUGAAGUCCUCAUUUCUCUCUGAUAGACUAGGCUAGCAGACUUCCUUUUCUUGGUGGUGGUUAAGGAACUUAGAAGCUCACUAGGAUGCCAGUUUCUUUCCAGAAGGAUAUCAUGUAAGGAUUUGGGGUGUUUUUUUUGUUUUGUUUUUUGUGGGGUUUUUUGUCUCAGGGUUGUUUUCUGAGACAGUCAUUACCAAUUUAUUUGGAGGGUUGUCUUUUUUCCAAAUAAUGUGGCAGAAAUUAUAACUCAUAAGAUUUAGGUAUAAUCUGGUUUUGAAGACUUGAUUGAAAUUGUUGUUUUUUAACCCAGCAGGCAGCCUAGGCCAUGGGUGAAAAGAAGGGGUAAGUCCUUCCUUGCAUGGUGAUGUGUGCAGCUUUUCCUGGCUGAAUUUCUAAUCUUCAUAUUUGAAUUCACGUGUGUGAUUUCACAUCAAUAACUUGUGUUUCUGAAAUAUCCUAACUAACUUGUUAAUCAGGAAAGAAACCAGAUUUGCUUAAAUCUGUUCAAGGCUGACAUUCUGAAAUUCUAAACUGGAAAUAACUUCCCAGCAUAUUUGGAAAGAUUCUGAUUAUGACCAGCCUAAAAGGGCUCUUUGGGAAAGACAUUUCCUUUUUUGAUGAAGACUUAAAGAUUGUGCUUGGUAUUUAAGCAAUUAAAAAGACAGCUUUAAAAUGUGUAUUUAAGUGAACCAGUUGUUUUGUUUGUUAGUUUGUUUGUUUUGGUUUUGUUUUAUGGAAGGAAAAGAGAGGAAUUGAUUAUACAAAAAGUAAUAACUAUACAUAACUUUGAGUGAAGCUGCUUAUGUCUCAGAAUGGAUAUCUUUUAACUAUACCUACCCCACCAUGGUUUAAAAAAAAAAAAAUCAGUGGUAUAUAUUGAGAAUGUCAGUCAUGAGCUUAGUGUUUAAGUAUCUCACAGUUAUUUGCAUGAUUAGUCUUGUGUACCUUGGUAUUCAACUUUGCUUUUGCUGUGCCAAUUCAAAAAUGUUUUUCAAAAUUCAUUGACAUCAGUUUUGUUUUGAUCAGUUGGUUUUGUAUAGUAUUUCUAGGACCAAAACAUUUUAAAAUACCGACUUUUUAAAUACAGAACAGAUGUUUGGAGCUAGAAAGACAGCGUUUAUGGAAGAUUUGUGUGCUUUUGUAUUUUAAACCCUUUGGGCUGCUGGAAAGGCAGUUUCUAGGGCACACUUUUUUCCUUUUCAUGUUUCUUGACUAGUGUAGCAUGUGGUGUGUUUAAAUAGUUUAUUCUCUGCUUCAUAAUUCUAAUAUGAACACUAUAUUAUAGGUAGACAGAUAAGCUAAAUUGUGUAUUUUAGUUACUUGGAAAAACUAAAGGAACUUUUUGUGUACUUUCCUCAAAUUAAGCUUAAAUAAAAAGGCUAUAUUGGCCAACUUUUGUGUCCUUUGAAAACAUACAGAAUUGUGAAGCAAGUUCUCUGCAUACACUAGAAAAAUAGGGUGCUGAUAGGUUGCUGUUUAACUGUAGAAUAUUUGAGAACCGGUUCAGUCUCCUUUUUUAACUGUUAAACAAUUGGCACAGUUCAUCACUCCAGUUUGUUACUUUCUUGAGACUAGUCCAUUUUUGUUUUCGUUACAACGCUCACAUCGAGUUCUGGUCAUUGGAAACAAAAGAGCUCAUAGUUGAGUGAUGUGAUACAAUAAGAAUAACAUAAUGUAGUGGUCAUUUCCUUCAAGGAAUUUAGACAGCCAAGUAACUGCUGUUUGUCGCGUACCUUUGUAGGGCUUCUGUCUUACACUAUAUGACCAUUGCUGCGAAUGUCUGACAGAAGCACAUUCAGUAGAGCACUUGCUGUUAACCUGAUCCUCCUGCAUAAUGCACUCGUGAAAAGUAGUGCUUGCUAGAUGUUUGAAGAUCUUAGUUAGCAUCCCUGUGCUAGGGCUCAUUGAGUUAUUUGUAAAAUAAAUAUGUAGCUCAAGCUGAUACACAGUGACUUUGGGGAGCUAGUAGUAUCCAAGCUCCUACUUUACUAGAAGUAUAACUUUGACUAUCUCCUGUCAAUCAGAGGAGACGUGGAAUUUAGGACACUUUGACACAUUACCGUGUAAAAUAGCUUGUUUUAUGUUCCUAAAGCUAUCUUGUUCUGUGUUAAAUCAUCUCAAUGUAAGUUUUAAAUAAACGUAUUUCGUUAGA
Molecule: messenger RNA, 6113 nt
Organism: Rhinolophus ferrumequinum (greater horseshoe bat)
Lineage: Eukaryota; Metazoa; Chordata; Mammalia; Chiroptera; Rhinolophidae
Gene: KLHL11
Product: kelch like family member 11
Exons: 2
Coding region: 59-2185 (708 amino acids)
Molecular function (GO): protein binding
Source: RefSeq, a predicted model, not a curated record